AACACGCCAUCGCUUCACAGUCCUCAGAAUUGCUACUUGGUAUCGCUUGCAAUUGUAGAUAUCCUAAACGCAGUUGUCUGUAUACCCAUUACACUUAAGCUUGCUGUGUCCAUUAAAGGAAAAUGGGACUUCAGUGAUGUCAUUUGUCAGCUUCAAGGAAGUUUGAUUUCAGUUGUUUCAACUGUGUCACUCCUCACUCUCUGUAUGAUCGCCAUUAAUCGCUAUGUAAAGAUUACUCGCCCGCACCAAAUCAACUGUAUUUUAAAACUGUUUGUGAAGUAGUUUAAAUCUAUUUAAACGAUUUAAAAACUAUUUUUACCACAAUUUGAGGUAUUUUUAUUAUAUUUCACGACGAAAACCAAAAUAGCGUUAGAAGUUUGAAUUGUAUUCGAUAUCUAUUUGAAUAAUAUUUAUAACAUUUUCCCAGGUUUUCCUUGUAUUUGAGACAUAUUUGCAAACAAAACUACCUUUUAAAUACAGUAUUUAAACUAUAUUUUCGGAAAGAGAGUACUGGCGAGUUGCUAUUUUUUUUUUUAAAUACCGUAUUUAAACUGCAUUUUGGAAAGAAGAACCUAAAAUCAAAGAUUUAAAAAGUAGUUUUUACAAGUAAAGUUCAAAGUCAGGUUUUAAUCAGGAGGUUUAAAGACUAUUUUGAAUAUACUUCCUCAUCUACGACCUUAAACAGCUCAUAAAUAGCAUAGUUAAAACAUGUUUGAAGAAUGUUUAAGAGACAGUUCAAUUUAAAUUGUGAAUUGAAAUGACGAACAUCUUGAAAUCUCUUCAAACAGGAUUAAAACUAGCUGUUUUUACUGUAUUUUCACAAACUUUCCUCAUUUAAAAGGCAUUUAAAUGGAAACCUGUUUCCAAACCUAACUUAAACAGGCUGUUUACAGGGUGUUUUGAAAAAACCCGGUUGUCCUAUGGUAAAAAAUAUACUUCAAAGGAAAAAAAGUCAAACAAAUUUAUUUUCAAACCGAUUUUAAAUUCUGUUUUCGGGGUAUUUUUAAAAAUUGAUACCCGCAGUCACGGGCUUAAAAAACAAAACGAAUAGACAUGCAGAUACAGUCUGCCAAAAGAAAUAAGAACUCGUCGGUAAGUAUAAACGCCACAAAAUUAUUAAGCCUAAGUCCACUAGAAAACAAGACAUUGAGCUGCCAAACAGUUGGGAGCUAAUGUAUCUCCCAACAAAAACGAACAAUCAGCCUUAAACUUCAUUAGUCAAAUAAAGUAUCGAAAUAUGCAUGCAUUUCGAGCCCAUCGAACGGUUUGAUAACGCGCGUUGUGUCGUAGUGUGACAGUGGGAAAGAUCUAUCGAUCGCCAAUUAUUAUUCAUCAAAUCUCUCUGUGUACACAGAGAGUUCAUCAAAUCUCUCUGUGAACUCUGUCUACACAGCCAGAUUUUAAAUCAAUCAUUUAUCAGUUACUAAGUUUUGAAACUUAUAAAAUGCGCAUCAACCAUAACGUAACAUAACAUAACAUAACAUAACAUAACAUUAACAUGCAGUGUAAUCUAAAUAGUAAUCUAAUCGAUUUUGACACAGAACUGCAGUUACGGUGAACAAAGAUAGAAUAAGCCCUGAACAAAAUUACAUAAAUAAACGCUCACCUCUCUUGUUGCAUGAAGAACCAAACGCUCAAGAAAUUCCUCCACAUCGUUAUCUUACGUUUGUAAAUCAUGCUGGAUGAAUAAAAUUUGCUCGACUUAGCUAGCCUGCGUGGCAGGCGCAAAAAGGGGAGGGGGAGAUAGAAAAGCACGAAAGACGGGAAAGGGAAGGGAGCGCCUGCUAUAAGAGCCGGUGUUUUUGUAAUCCGCCUACCAUUUUCUCAACUAAUCCGAUAAUGUCACUGUCAAUACGUGACCAAUCACAAGUACGGGGCUUCUCAGUAUGGUCCGAAGUUAAUUACUUUGUUUACCGGAAAUUGUCAAGUUGAGACGCUUUUUUCAAGUGAUAUCAUAAUCGAGCGAAAUGAAACAUUUUUGUUCAUUUCUGCGGACGCUGGCGUCCGCAAAUUCCUGAUUGGCUGAGCCGUAAUGAGUUACUUAUUGGCGUGUAUCCUGGCGUGUAUUAGUGUGAGCGACAGACAUGACGAAAGCAUCAAGAAAAUGUGUUCUGAUAAGCUUUGGAAGAUCAAAAUUACUCCAAUCAUGUAGCAACUUCACGUUAAAACCCGAACUAAGACCAACUGUAACAGCUUGUUUAGCAGGAAGAGAUGCUCAGGAGGUUUUGUAUACUGGAUUUGUCCGUACACUGAGCAGCGAUUCAGGGGCGGAUCUAGGGGGAGGGUGCAGGGGGUGCGCACCCUCCCCUGAGAUGACCUGCGGUUUUCUAAUACAACUGUUAUUCUGCGAAAAAAAAAAACUAUGUGGUUUAUUAGUGUUGAAGUAGAGUAAGAGACGAGUGCACCCCCUCCUAAAAAAAAUCCUGGAUCCGCCCCUGCGAUUCAAAGCGAUUGCGAUUCUUGCCAGACAUCUGCAAUGCCGAUAUUCAAAAGACCUCCUAUUCCGCAAAAACAUAUACCGUCUUGAAUGGAGUUUUAGAUGGUUUGCAAAGAGAGAGCUGAAGCUUUGGUAAAAACUAUCCGUUGAGCAUCUUGACAAUUGUUUAUAAUUCUCCGGUGCUUUAAUUAUUCGCGUCUCAGGCUGGCCAAUGUUCUGUUCUUUGUGACCAUCACGGUGCUUGAUGAGGUUGUAAGUUAAAAGGUCUUGUGUAUUCACACGAAACUGAUCAUUGUUUGUCGUAGACUGCGAACGGUAAAAAAAUGAGAGACUGGUCGUAGUCUAUGUUUGUCGUGUUUGCUGCGGGAGCAAAAACAGUAAAAAGGGGGUUCUUAUAGCAGGCGUCCACUUCCCUUUUUCCCUUUCUCCCUAUCCGUUCAGAUACAAAUUGAUUCAGUCGAGGUGUACAACCAAUAUUUCGCGACAUUUGUUUUUCUUGUUCACGAGUAACAACUAUACAUCAUGAUCAGGUAAUCGAAAUAUUUUUGCAGUUUUACUGGUUAAGUUCGUAUCGAAAUGACUCUUUUCCUUUACAGUUAAUUGAUCAGAUUACAUUCUUGCUCUCACGCCAAAUGUGUCACGUUAAUUAAGCUUUAAUUUGUGUCCGUCAUCUUUAGCUCACGCAUAGCAAUACCAACCACAAAACCAAUAGUGAACGCUCUGGCUCAGGCCUUGCAAGCUUCAUGAUGAUUUUAGUGAAAUCAAAUAUUAUUGUGUUAGGUCUUGCGAGAAUGAAUGUAUGUAUAGUUGGCAAGUAAAAUUCAAUAAUGAAAUUAUAUAUUAUAGACAUUUAACUUAUUAUAUUGACUCAGUUAGCCUAAAAUGGUUAUUUUUCUGCUUGGGAAUUCCUAAAAAGUUUCAGGAACAUGAUAUAUAGACAUUUAGUUUGUUACAUGUAAACAAUCAGGACCUUAUACAUACACUGUACACAUGUACAGCUGGUUCAAUAACAAUGUCGAUCCUUACAUCUCCAGACUUACAGCUUCUUACAUACAUUCGUGUAUGGAAUAUAGACAAAAACCUUUUCUUUUUUAUUAUAGCCUUUAUGCCGCUUUAAGAUUUAUAACGUAGAUAAUGCAGGUAAUACCAUGUAAUCACAUAGGAAUACUGAAAUAAAGUUGUUGUUGUUGUUGUUGUUGUUGUUAUCGAGAUCUGAAAUCUGCUCUUUGGAUAAAAUCCCAGAAGCUGGUCCAACUGGUUCAGAGGAAUUGAGCGCGGGUCCAACUGGUGCAAAGUCACCGGACGCUGCCGCAAGUGGUUCAAAGGAAUUGGACUCUGGUCCAACUGGUUCAAAGGAACCGAAAUCCGCUGUUGUAAAGUCACAGGACCCUGGUCAAACUGAUUCAAAGGAGCCAGAGGUUGCCCCAACUGAUUCAAAGGAACUGGAAUCCCCUGGUGUAAAGUCACAGGACGCUGGUCAAACUGGCUCAAAUGAAGCAGAUGUUGGUCCAACUGAUUCAAAGGAACAGCCAGCUGUACCAACUGGCUCAACGGCACCGGAAACCGCUCCAACUAGUUCAACAGAGCCGGACGCUGGUCAAACCGCUUCAAAGAAACUAGAUGCUGCUCCAAGUGGUUCAAAGGAGUCGGAAGCUGUUUCAACUGAUUCAAAGAAACCAGAGGCUGUCUCAAAUGGUUCAAAGGCAUCGGACGCUGAUCCAAAUGGCUUAAAGCACCAGUCAUUAAGCCAAAUAGUUCAAAGGGGUCGGACGCCGCUUCAACUAAUUCAGAAGCAGCGGAAGCUAAUUCAGCCAGUUCAAUUGAACCGGAAACUAGUCCAAAUGGUUCAAAGGUGCCAGACGCUGACUCGAAGGAACAGGAAACUGAUUUUACUGAAAGAAACUUCAUAGGUAACACACGAACAACACAAAUGAUACAUUUAUUUGCGCUAACUAACCACAGAUUUACACAGCCUUAAAAUCUCCUUAUCCUUUGUCAUUAUUUGGGUCGACCAUAACGGGCCGAGGAAUAGAACCCAAGGAUCCUCCUUUAAAGUUGUCUGUUCAAAAGGAAUACGUAAUAGGAGCUUCUUCCCAUUUAACUACUUAAAAUGACCUUUAAAUGAUCACCUUUUAGUAAAGAAAUCAGAAAGGCCCAAACAUAGUUAUGUACUGUAGAGAAUUAGAUUGGUUAUUUGGUCAUUCUGGGACAGCAGUGUAUCGGCCAGUUCAUUUUUAAAUGAACCAGUCUAAACAUUUAAAAAUGCUCGGGCUUGUUUACUCGGUUUACUUGAGUUAAGCAAUUACGGAUGGUUUUUUAUGAGGGAGUUUCAAAUAUUUUUUAAAGCUCUUUGACAAAAGUGAAUUUAGAAAACGCUAAACAAAACCCGCUUAUUAGUACUGCAAAACAGAUUUUUGUAUAUGUUUCCUAUUUUAGGCAACUGUGUCAUUGUGCCGAAGUCUCUGGUAUGUCUUCUUUUUCUUAUGAUGUUCAUUCUAGCGGUGCUGGCGAUGGAGUGGUGGUUCCCAUGGUUAACAGGUGAGCGGACCUAAUAAUGAUAAUGAUAAUGAUGGUGACACUGAUGAGAAAUUAACCGACGCGGUGUUAAGCACUAUAAUUAUGUCUGCAAAAAACAACCUACUUACACCUCUGGCCCGGAUUUGGCGAAAGAUAGUUAACAAAAUUUUCUCCUCUAAGAAAAUCGGUUUCAGGGUAAUAUUUUUGAGCCUUUUAUUCAGGCUCAUCAGUUAUUUUAACCAAAAAUUACACCUAACAGUAAAAAAAUUAAGUUAGUUAUUAUUAGAAAUAAGAACCCAAUGGUAGGACUGUCGGGACGGGUAAAAAUUCCUCUCAAAUAAUUAGCAAAGAAACUUGAAUUAAGGAUAUAAAAUACUAAACCGCAUCAUACCUUAUAUUUCUAUAGGAGGGAAAGGAAACGAGAGGGAACAGCCAAAAUGACUCAUAUAAUUAAUAUAAAUAAAGUUUCACUUCUUGAUCAGCCCUACUGGAUACCAUGGAGUUGUGAUUCUAGCGGAAGUGAUUCCAUGAAAGAGUACACAAAGGAUGUGCAUUUUGCAACUAAAAUUAAAUUCUUAGACAACCUUAAGUAACAAAAGGAGAACCAAAUAACUGUACUUAGAGCCGACGCAUACCUGGUAAAUAAACUCAGUACUCCUGAAACUACUAGACUGUGAGUCAGAGGCUCCAUAAAAGCCUGUUUUAUCAAUUUCGUUACAAAAAGAAACCUAAUUGACAAAGUAACUGCAGACAGCGCCAAACAGUCCUCCCCUAUUAUGACCGUUUUCGUUCACUGUUUCAAUGUUUUACUCGCCUGACUGACAACUCCCUGUCAGUUUUAUCAGUCAUUUAUCAUUUAUCAGAGGUUUUGCAAAUUAAAGUUGACCAAGUUUCUUUGGUGGUGGGGCGAUGGCCAGGCAUUGAUGUCCUCGUGAUUCGCUUAAAGUCUCCUUCAGUCGAUAAGAGUUGCUACAAGACCAUCACGACAUUGGUCGUUUACUCAUAA
Messenger RNA from Porites lobata, 5960 nucleotides. The record is from the annotation of a GenBank genome assembly. NCBI's taxonomy places the organism in Eukaryota, Metazoa, Cnidaria, Anthozoa, Scleractinia, Poritidae.